AUGCCGGGCCGCUUGCGAAAAUCUCCGUUGAAGAAGCCAGAUCGAGCAUACCUUGCCCUCGGCCUCGAAGGCUCGGCCAAUAAAUUGGGUGCAGGGAUCAUAAAACAUGACAUCGACGGCUCGUCGUCGGUGCUCUCGAACGUCCGGCACACAUACAUCACCCCUCCAGGCGAGGGUUUCCUGCCCCGCGACACCGCUCAACACCAUCGAGAGUGGGCACUCAAGGUCAUCAACGACGCUGUUAGCAAGGCCGGGAUCUCGUUGCAUGACUUGGAUUGUAUAUGCUACACAAAGGGACCCGGUAUGGGUGCUCCGCUCCAGUCAGUAGCAAUCGUAGCGCGAACGCUCUCACUGCUGUUCGACAAGCCCCUCGUCGGGGUGAACCACUGCGUCGGCCACAUCGAGAUGGGCCGCGAGAUCACGGGCGCGCAAAACCCGGUCGUGCUCUACGUCUCGGGCGGGAACACCCAGGUGAUCGCGUACUCGCGGCAGUGCUAUCGCAUAUUCGGCGAGACGCUCGACAUCGCCGUCGGGAACUGCCUCGAUCGCUUUGCGCGCGUGAUCAAUCUGAGCAACGACCCCAGCCCAGGAUACAACAUCGAGCAGGAGGCGAAGAAAGGGACCCAUCUCCUGCCGUUGCCGUAUACGACCAAGGGGAUGGACGUCAGCCUCUCUGGAAUCCUGACAUCCACGGAGGCGCUGACCCUAGACAAGAGAUUCCGGCCAGAUGGCAAGCCGCGAGGGCCGGACGAUCAAGAUUUCUUUACGCCUGCGGAUCUGUGCUUUUCUCUGCAGGAGACCGUGUUUGCGAUGCUCGUCGAGAUCACAGAGCGGGCCAUGGCUCACAUCGGCAGCAAAGAGGUGCUCAUCGUGGGCGGGGUCGGCUGUAACGAACGGUUGCAAGAGAUGAUGGGUACAAUGGCCGAGGAGCGCAGUGGAAAGGUUUUUGCCACUGACGAACGGUUCUGCAUCGAUAACGGCAUCAUGAUCGCGCAGGCUGGUUUGUUGAGUUUCAGAAUGGGCCAUUCUACACCGCUGGAAAAAAGUACAUGUACACAAAGGUUCAGAACCGACGAAGUACACGUUGCAUGGAGAGCAUAG
Heterobasidion irregulare TC 32-1 is the source of this 1101-nucleotide messenger RNA. Its product is annotated as Metallo peptidase M22. The transcript has 8 exons. Bases 1 to 1101 code for a protein of 366 amino acids. Gene Ontology annotation, cellular component: cytoplasm; EKC/KEOPS complex. Gene Ontology annotation, biological process: tRNA threonylcarbamoyladenosine modification. Lineage: Eukaryota; Fungi; Basidiomycota; Agaricomycetes; Russulales; Bondarzewiaceae. The record is from RefSeq and is a predicted model, not a curated record.